Anolis sagrei ordinatus is the source of this 5389-nucleotide messenger RNA. It is a transcript of the gene XKRX, whose product is annotated as XK related X-linked. The record is from RefSeq and is a predicted model, not a curated record. Lineage: Eukaryota; Metazoa; Chordata; Lepidosauria; Squamata; Anolidae. Gene Ontology annotation, cellular component: membrane.
GGCAGGCACACCUGUUUCCUGGGCUCCGCUGGACAGACGGGGCGGACGGCGGAGGGAAGGCUGUCUGCCCGCUGACUCGCCUCUUUCUCUUUCUCCUUCUCUCUUUGCAGGCCGAGAAGAAGCGCCCUUCGGAGAGGAGAAGCCCCCGCACCGCCCCGCUUGGCUCCCUGGCCCCAAAGGAAAGGCAUUCCCACGUUUCCCUGGGACUCGGUUCGCCUGCUUUGGGGCAAAACAGGGAUUCCGCCCCUGGUCGGCCCCGAAGGAGGAGGAGAAGGGCUUUCUGGAGAGACAAGGAGCCAUCCUCUGAUCUGCCGAGAAGGAGGAGAAGAAAGGCUUUCUGGAAGGAGAAGGAUCCUGCACCUGAUCUAGUGCCCAUAAAAAAGGAAGGAAGGGCUGUCUGGAAAGAGAGAGACUCAGGGCUGUCCAUCAAAAGGAAAAGAAGGGCUUUCUGGAGAGAGAACGAUCCAGAUCUUGGACUAUCUAUAAAAGGAGAAGAAAGGCUUUCUAGAGAGAGAAGGAUCCAGAUCUUGGACUAUCUAUAACAGGAGAGGAAGGGCUUUCUAGAGAGAGAAGGAUCCAGAUCGUGGACUAUCUAUAACAGGAGAAGAAGGGCUUUCUAGAGAGAGAAGGAUCCAGAUCUUGGACUAUCUAUAACAGGAGAGGAAGGGCUUUCUAGAGAGAGAAGGAUCCAGAUCUUGGACUAUCUAUAACAGGAGAAGAAGGGCUUUCUAGAGAGAGAAGGAUCCAGAUCUUGGACUAUCUAUAACAGGAGAGGAAGGGCUUUUUAGAGAGAGAAGGAUCCAGAUCUUGGACUAUCUAUAACAGGAGAAGAAGGGCUUUCUAGAGAAGGAGAGAUCCUGACUCUGGGUUGCCCAUAAAAAGGAAAAGGAGGGCUUUCUAGAGAGAGAAGGAUCUAGACUGUACAAAAAGGAGAAGGGCUUUCUAGAGAAGAAAGAUUUUGCACCUGUUCUGCCCACAAAAAGGGAAGGAAGGGCUUCCAGAUCUUGAGAAACAUCCAGAUUUUGGACUAUUUAUAAAAAGGAGAAGAAGGGCUUUCUGGAGAGAGAAGAAUGUUGCACCUGGUCGGCCAGUAAAAAGGGAAGGACAGGCUUUCUGGAGAGAGAAGCAUCCAGAUUGUGGACUGUCCACAAAAAAGGGAAAUAAGGGCUUUCUAGAAAGAGAAGGCUCCAGAUCCUGGACUUUCUAUAAAAAGAAGAACGGUUUUCUGGAGAGAGAAAGAUCUGGACUCUUGGCUGGCCAUAAAAAAGGGUAGGAAGGGCUUUCUGGAGAGAGAAGAAUCCAGAUCCUGGAUUGUCUAUAAAAAGGAGAAGAAGGGCUUUCUGGAGGGAGAUGCAUCCUGUACCUGAUCUGCCCAUAAAAAGGGAAGGAAGGGCUUCCAGAUCUUGAGAAGCAUCCAGAUCUUGGACUCUAUAAAAAGGAGAAGAAGGGCUUUUUGGAAUGAGAGAGAGAUCCUGACUCUUGGUUGCCCAUAAAAAGGAAAAGCAGAGCUUUCUGGAGAGAGAAGCAUCUAGGUCUUAGAGAAGGAGAAGAAGGACUUUCUGGAAAGACAACCAUCCAGAUCUUGGAGAAGGAGGAGAAGAAGGGCUUUCUGGAGAGAGAUUUUGGAGAAGGUGAAGAAGGGCUUUCUGGAGAGAGAGAGAGAGAGAGAGAGAGAGACUGACUGGGCUUUCUGUAAAAAGGGAAAGGAGGGCUUUCUGGAGAGAGAAGCAUCUAGAUCUCAGAGAAGGAGAAGAAGGGCUUUCUGGAGAGAGAAGCAUCCAGAUCUUGGAGAAAGAUGUGAAGAAGGGUUUCUGGAGAGAUAUCUUGGAGAAGGAGAAGAAGGGCUUUCUGGAGUGAGAUCUUGGAGAAGGAGAAGAAGGGCUUUCUGGAGUGAAAUCUUGGAGAAGGAGAAGAAGGGCUUUCUGGAGUGAGAUCUUGGAGAAGGAGAAGAAGGGCUUUCUGGAGUGAGAUUUUGGAGAAGGAGAAGAAGGGCUUUCUGGAGUGAGAUCUUGGAGAAGGAGAAGAAGGGCUUUCUGGAGUGAGAUCUUAGAGAAGGAGAAGAAGGGCUUUCUGGAGUGAGAUCUUGGAGAAGAAGGGCUUUCUGGAGCAAGAACCAUCCAGAGGAGAAAAAAGGCUUUCUGGAGUGAGAUCUUGGAGAAGGAGAAGGAGGGCUUUCUGGAGUGAGAUCUUGGAGAAGGAGAAGAAGGGCUUUUUGAAGAGAGAGAGAGAGACCUUGACUGGGCUGUCGGUGAAAAGGAAAAGGAGGGCUUUCUGGACAGAGAAGUGUCCAUCUUCUGAUCUAUCAACGAAAAGGAGAAGUGGGGCUUUCUGGAGAGAGAGAAGACUCCUCUACCCGUGCUCUGCCCGUGUCCUGCUCCUUCAGCCCAGCCCAAGCUUCCCUCGGAGGAGACCCAGAGGUGUGUCCUGCCAGUCCUCCUGGGAGAGGACGGGGCUCCUGGCCCGGCAUGAACCCGGUGGGCGACCCCGCAAUCAUCCGCUGGCCGGAGCCCUCCUGGAGCGAAGAGGAGCCUCCUGGGCCAGUGGUGCACAAGUUAUCCCAUCCGGUGGUCCGGAUCCACCCGCCGAUGGGCAUCGUCUUCACCACGCUGCUGUACUGCGGGGAGUUGGCCUCGGCCUGUGUGGUGAGCAUGGCUUACAGCCGCUCGGAGGACCUCUUCUGGCUCUCCCUGACGCUGGUCCUGAUGCUGGUGCCCUGCGUCAUGGACCAGCUCACCCUCGUCUUCGUCCACCGGGACCUGACCAGCGACAAGCCCUUCGUGCUCUUCAUGCACCUGCUGCUCCUGGGGCCCCUCAUCAGAUGCUUGGAGGCCAUCGUGGUCUUCUACCAGUUGGGUCAUGAGGAAGAACCCUACGUCACCAUCACCCGCAAGAAGCAUAUUCACAAGGACUCCGAGUUUGAGCUGGAGCAAGAAGUGGGGCACACGGUGCGCAGGCUGGCCACCCAUCGCAACGCCUUCAAGCGCAUGGCCGUCAUCCAGGCCUUCCUGGGCUCCACCCCACAGCUCACCCUGCAGCUGUACGUCAGCGUCGUGGAGCAGUACAUCCCCACCAGCCGAGCAGUCCUCAUGUGCAUCUGUUUGCUGUCGGUCACCUACGGAGCCUUGGUCUGCAACGUCCUGGCCAUCCAGAUCAAGUACGACGACUACAAGAUCUGCCUGCGCCCACUGGCCUUCAUCUGCAUCCUCCUCUGGCGCAGCUUGGAAAUCUCCACCCGCAUCACCAUCUUGGUUUUCUUUGGGAGCGUCUUCAAGCAGUCCGCCAUGGCUGUCGGUGGCGCCAACUUCCUGCUGUUUUUCUUCCUGCCAUGGGUCCAGUUUUGGAGGAGCAGGGGCCAGCUUCCCGACAGCGUGGAGAAGAAUUUCAGCAAAGUGGGCACGAUCUCGGUCCUGUGCUCCAUCACUUUGCUGUACGCGGGCAUCAACGUCUUCUGUUGGUCCGCAGUGCAGCUCAGGUUGGCUGACCGAGACUUGAUUGCCAAGUCCCAAAAUUGGGGGUGCUUGGUUUUGUACUAUGUCUUUCGGGGAGUGGAGAACAUUGUGCUGAUCGUCUGCUGGUACUUUUUCAAGACGGAGGUCUAUGACUAUAUCUGCACCCCAAUGUUAGUGUUGCAGCUCAUGGUGGCCUACUGCACCUCCAUCACCUUCAUGCUCCUCUUCAUGGAGUACCUCCACCCCUGCCGCAGCCUCUUUAGGCACAACAUCUCUGACUUCUUGCACUGCGUUUGCUGCAAGUGGGAAGCCACACCAGUGCACUUGGAGCCCCCUUUUGAACCGGGUGUAAGACACAGUGUUGUCUGAUGGAAGAGAUCUGGAACCAACGACAAACCAAUUUGCCAGUGCAAGCAGGAUGUGCCCACCUACCUUGCCUAAACUUCAACUGGAGGAGAGGCUGUAAUUUUAAGGUGCUAUGAUCCAUGUGCAGGCGGUACGGUGACAGCGGUGGCCAGAAUCAGCCAUCUGGAGCAUCAUCUGGACCAGUGGCACAAAACAGGAUGGAUCUCCCUGCAUAGCCAGGAGCAACCAACCAUGGUAUACCCACACAGCUGGGCAAACAAAGGUUUGGGAUGUGACUUUCGCCGGUAGGCUGUCACUUGAAGAGACUGCGUCGUCCGAUGGAAUGGUUGUCUCAGUGGCAUCUGUGUGUAAAUGGCCUCUUUGGAUGGAAUUUCAGCUAGUUUGAAAGUCAAACCUAACUGACUUGCAGGGGAGAUGUUCUGGUGGACAUAAAACUACUCCUAACACAGAGUAUCCUUGUCACUCAACAGGCUUCCUGAGGUUACAUACGGUUGUAUCCUAAUAUGUUAACGGGGUCUGGACACACCUUUGAAGUGUUAGUUGUAACUUCUAAAAUGUGUCUUCGUUUAUUGUAUUUAUUUAUUUUGUUGACCAGAGAAUGGCCAAUGCUUAAAUCCACAAAGUGUGCCAGGAAACAUUUUAACGGGAUUUGGCUGUAUCUUAACGCUCUUGUUUCUCCUGCGCCAUUUUGGGCAGCCUGGCGCCCAUUCGAGUUGAGAAGCUCAAAGGGCCAAAGAGUUCUGCUCAGGUAGGGAUUGGUAGUAUAGCAAUGGCAAAAGAUCUAGGUGAAUGCAAACCAUUUUUGUGGCCCCAGAAAGCUGACUAUUGGGGUCAGGCUCAUGAAGGAAGAUGCAGCUGAUAGGCCAAAACAAUAGAUAAGGAGUGUCCCACAUUGCAACGCUUUGUUGCACGGCCCAUCUUUCUCAUAUUGGAAGUAGAAUGCUUCAUCCUGGGCCAGAAAUAAAGAGUUUUGCAAUGGCCAGGUAUUUCUGAAAUGUUUAUAUCGCAUCUAUCAUGUGUUCUCUUUUAAUUUGGAAAGAAACCAGUCAAUGGAACGGUGUGGUUGAUUCUUAAAGUGUGCGAUACAGAAAGGCUACCAACUAGUAAGAUUGGGAAGUAGUCAUCAAAUUUUAAUUUUUGAUUGCUUGCUUAAUUAUAAAGUUUCAGAUGGUUUCUGUGUCCAUUUAGUCAGGUCUGAAGAUGCGCCUGCAAAUGGCGGAGGCUUAUAUCAGGAAGAGGACUCAACUGCAUGUGAAAAUGCAGAAUAUAGCUGGAAUGAACACAUAUAUUGUAUUUAUAAUUGUCCCAAAUCUGCCCCUUUGUGCAUCAAAUGUGAAAACUUCUAUCCAAUACUGAAAGCUGUAUUUUAAAUGUCAUUUUUUUUACCUCAACAUUCAAGAUUGUUUCGUUAGGCAUUGAACAUGGGAUGUUGUAACCUGACAAAUAUGACACAUCAGUGCAUUGCUGUCUAUGAAAUGGUGUUGGGUGCCAAAUGUCAGUGAUGACUUCAGUUGGUGACUACUGCUGCAUGCCAGUCACCAAAAAUCGCUAAAUAUUAAAUACUGUGAAACCUC